CCCCCGUCCCCUUCCGAGCCAGCACAUCUUCCUUUUUUUUUUCUUUGUUAAUACAGAGGGAGCAGAAAGGAGAUGCCGGCGGUCGGUGGCGAAGGGCGCAGCGGUGCGUCGGAAGUGGCGGGCGUGAAGGACAAGCGUUUCCGGGGGGUGAGGAAGCGGCCGUGGGGGAGGUACGCGGCGGAGAUUCGGGAUCCGGGGAAGAAGAGCCGAGUGUGGCUCGGCACCUUCGACACGGCCGAGGAGGCCGCCAGGGCUUACGACGCGGCCGCCCUCCAGUUCCGCGGAUCCAAGGCCAAGACCAACUUCGCCUGCCGUGACGCCGCCGGAAGCCACAGCCCUCGCAGCGAAGGCAGCACGAUCGAGUCCUCGAACCUCGGGCCGCCGCUCGCCGUUCCUCUCCAUCCCGUGCUCGACCUAAAUCUCUUCCAAGGACAAAGCGGCAGCGGGCGUUUCCCCUUGUUCUUCUUCAACAAUAUCGUCAGAUCGGAGAUUUCUGCGCCGGCCACGAUCUACCAUCGCCAGAUCUCUCGCCCCCAAAUACUCGUUCACGAUCUGAAUCUGACCAAGAGCGACGUCUCGGACUCCUCUUCCGUCAUCGACCUCCACCUUUCUCCAGAACCGCAGCAAAAGCGGCGUGCACCACCCUUCCUCGACUUCGAUCUAAAUCUUCCCGCUCUUCCAGAGAUCGCUUGAGGAUAGGAGAUAAUGCCAUAGAAAUCUUAACCACUCCAAUUUUUUGACCAACUCGUUCGCGAUCGGAGAUUUCAUCAGCGAGAAAGAAGAUAGGUUUUUGUAUACUGUUUUCCUGGUUAGUUCUCUCUGUUCCUCCUUUGCGCAGCAGGAUUAGCGGCAGAUCGGAGUUUUGCUAUAUCAAAAAAAAAACAAAAGAAGAAAAAAAGAGUAAAUUUCUUAUUGCA
This is a messenger RNA of Zingiber officinale, 917 nucleotides long. RefSeq names its product ethylene-responsive transcription factor 11-like. The transcript has a single exon. Gene Ontology annotation, molecular function: DNA-binding transcription factor activity; DNA binding. Gene Ontology annotation, biological process: regulation of DNA-templated transcription. The record is from RefSeq and is a predicted model, not a curated record. NCBI's taxonomy places the organism in Eukaryota, Viridiplantae, Streptophyta, Magnoliopsida, Zingiberales, Zingiberaceae. The coding region runs from base 73 to 693 and encodes 206 amino acids.